Molecule: messenger RNA, 309 nt
Organism: Paraglomus occultum
Lineage: Eukaryota; Fungi; Glomeromycota; Glomeromycetes; Paraglomerales; Paraglomeraceae
Source: the annotation of a GenBank genome assembly
GGUAAUGUUGACACGAUGAAUGGUCAAUUGAAUACACCUCUUCGCAGUCAAAUCGAACCCCAUGCAAACCCUGGCCCGAUUCCAGCAUCUUUUCAGACAAUUUGUGGAUCCGCUGUACCUCAUUCUGACAUGAUGACAGAUAAUAAUUUUCAACGCCUCGGUAUGAACAACAACAAUACAUACGUUUCAUAUAGUCUUAUACCGAUACCCACAAGCAACGAGUUUAUUGUUAUGAGAGAAGAGCGAACUCAAUCAGUGUUGGGCAGGAUAUCGGCUGCUUCUAGCAUUGGCGAAAUGUUAGCUAUGUGA